UUGGAUCCUCCCUUUUGCUGUUAUCUGGGUUUCGUCUCCGUCUCUCUUCUUCUCUGUUUCGAUCUGUUUUUUUUUUCUCUCUCUCUUCGAUUAAACUGAAGAAAAUUCGUAAAUUAAGGUUUCUUCUAGAGUUCACUGUGGGUGGAUACGAUGAAAGCUUCGAUGGGGAUGCUGAGGAGAUUAACAUCGCACAAGGUCGACGCGAAGGAGAAAGGAGAGCUCGUCGCUACAGCGCAGAUUGACGAACUCGAUCGAGCCGGGAAGGAUAUGCAAGACAUGAGAGAAUGCUAUGAUAGGCUUCUCGCUGCAGCUGCUGCCACCGCCAAUAGUGCUUAUGAGUUCUCUGAGUCGUUGGGAGAGAUGGGUUCUUGUUUGGAGCAGAUCGCGCCUCAUAACGACGAAGAAAGCAGUAGGAUCUUGUUUAUGUGCGGUAAAGUUCAGUUUGAGAUUCAAAAACUUCUUGACACUUAUCGAAGUCAUAUAUUCAAGACCAUUACGUCCCCAUCAGAAGCGCUUCUCAAGGACCUCAGAACUGUUGAGGAUAUGAAGCAACAAUGCGAUGAGAAGAGAAAUGUGUUUGAGAUGUCGCUCGUGAAAGAUAAAGGAAGGUCUAGAGGAAGUAAAGGAGAGAGACAUAUUCCUCAUGACUCUCGACCUGCAUACAAUGAGUUCCAUGACGAAGCAACGAUGUGCAUUUUUCGAUUGAAAUCUCUCAAGGAAGGUCAAGCUCGUAGUCUCCUCACACAAGCAGUCCGUCACCACACUGCUCAGAUGCGUCUGUUUUACACUGGAAUGAAAUCGCUUGAGGCAGUAGAGCGUCAUGUAAGAGUUGCUUCAGAGAAACAACACAUCGACUGUGAUCUCUCUGUUCAUGAGAAUGAAGUGGAAGCUGGUGAGGAUGACGAUGAUGAUGAUGAUGGUGAUGGCCAAGAAGGAGAACUCGGUUUUGCUAACAGAGCAAAUGAGCAGAGGGUAGAAGCUGCUUCUCUCUCAACCCGUGAUCACAGAAUGACUAGCCAUUCAGCUCCGUUGUUCCCGGAGAAGAAACCUGAUUUAUCAGAAAGGCUGAGACAAACGAAUCCAUCUUCCAAUGCUUACGUGUUACCGACACCAAGCGAUUCAAGGUACUCAAAACAAGCUUUAAACCCGAAGCCAGCAAACCAAAGCGCCGGAAACAUAUGGCAUUCAUCUCCUUUAGAACCGAUAAAAAGCAGUAAAGACGCAGAAAACAACAGCCUCUACGCCCGUCUCCCUCGCCCUUCCACUACGGACGCGCAUCAGCACCAUCAGCAAGCAGUAAGACAUGCAUUUUCUGGACCGAUCAAACCUUCUUCAUCAAAACCCGCCGCCACCACCGACGUUUCCUCAGGCGUAUUUCGUCCUCUACCAACUCCUCCUCCAUUACCCCAACCUCAUCUUCAUUCAUCAGGCUCCCCUACCGCUUCACCACCUCCUGCUUCUCCCAGGCCUAACGAGCUUCACGAGCUUCCAAGACCACCAGGCCAAUUUGCACCACCUCCAAGACGAGCCAAAUCCCCUAGUCUCGUUGGUCACUCGGCGCCUCUAACCGGAUGGAAUCAAGAAAGACACAGCACUGUCACCUUUGCUCCUCCGUCCACUUCAAACAUUGUGCCCUCGCCCCUUCCGGUUCCUCCAUUGGUCGUUCCUCGAAGCUACUCUAUACCUUCAAGAAACCAUAUAACCGUUGCUCAACGAGCUGUAGAAGGUAGCGAAGAUAGAGUAGCAUCCCCACCGUUAACACCACUGAGCCUCUCUCGGCCACUCGAGUCCAGGGGAGUCGCUCAGACCAGUCAAAUUAGAGGUUAUUAAUUAUCUUUAGCAGGAGUAGGAGAGCUGAUCGAGCGAUGAAGCUGCCCGGUUGUAGAGAAUCAGAGAUCGCCAUAAGUGAAUACAGUAGUCGUAUAUGCAAUUAUUCUUUAGUUGCUCAACUCUUGUUUUUUUUUUCUUUCCAUUGUAAAUCUGAAGAAUUUAUCCCCCUUUUCAUUUUUAAUCCCUUCAAAUUUUUCUCUUUAAUACCAAUUAGGGUAAA
Brassica rapa (field mustard) is the source of this 2050-nucleotide messenger RNA. RefSeq lists its product as uncharacterized. NCBI's taxonomy places the organism in Eukaryota, Viridiplantae, Streptophyta, Magnoliopsida, Brassicales, Brassicaceae. The record is from RefSeq and is a predicted model, not a curated record.